AUGCCUCCACAGAAGAUGAUUCGCCGUAAGAAGAACGUGAAGAAGGGAAUCCAGUUCUGCUUGAUGGUCUGCGGUGCUUCAGGAACCGGCAGAACCACCUUCGUCAACACGCUGUGCGGCAAGGAGGUAUUGGAUCACAAGGACUCCGACGAUGCCACCGCCGCCCACGUCGAGGAUGGCGUCAAGAUCAAGCCCAUCACAGUCGAGCUCGAGUUGGACGAGGAGGGCACCCGUAUCUCGUUGACCAUCGUCGACACGCCUGGUUUUGGUGACCAGAUCGAUAAUGAAGCAAGCUUUUCCGAGAUUGUUGGCUAUCUUGAGCGACAAUACGAUGAUAUUCUGGCCGAGGAGUCGCGUAUCAAGCGUAACCCCAGAUUCAGGGACAACCGUGUCCACGCAAUGCUCUACUUCAUUACACCGACCGGUCACGGCCUCCGCGAGCUCGACAUCGAACUCAUGAAGCGCCUCGCCCCCCGCGUCAAUGUCAUCCCCGUCAUCGGUAGAGCCGAUUCCCUUACACCCGCCGAGCUAGCCGAGUCCAAGAAGCUGGUGAUGGAGGACAUUGAGCACUACAGAAUCCCCGUCUACAACUUCCCCUACGACAUCGAGGAGGAUGAUGAGGACACCGUCGAGGAGAACGCCGAGUUGAGAGGGCUCAUGCCUUUCGCCAUUGUGGGUUCGGAGGACAUUGUCGAGAUUGGCGGCCGCAAAGUACGUGCACGACAAUAUCCUUGGGGUGUUGUAGAGGUCGACAACCCGCGCCACUCGGAUUUCCUGGCUAUUCGAUCGGCGCUGCUGCACAGCCAUCUUGCCGAUUUGAAGGAAAUCACCCACGAUUUCCUAUACGAGAACUACCGUACCGAGAAGCUGUCCAAGAGCGUUGAGGGCGGCACUGGCGCCGAUUCGUCGAUGAACCCCGAGGAUCUGGCCUCGCAGUCGGUCCGACUCAAGGAGGAGCAGCUGCGCCGCGAGGAGGAGAAGUUGCGCGAGAUCGAAGUCAAGGUUCAGCGCGAGAUCAACGAGAAGCGACAGGAGCUGUUGGCGCGCGAGUCGCAACUCCGCGAGAUCGAGGCAAGAAUGCAGCGCGAGCAGACGGCCAUGAACGCCCAACAAUCGCCCAACCCCGAAGCCAACGGCGAGCACGAUGGAAACUAG
Messenger RNA from Pseudomassariella vexata, 1155 nucleotides. Its product is annotated as Septin-domain-containing protein. The record is from RefSeq and is a predicted model, not a curated record. Gene Ontology annotation, molecular function: molecular adaptor activity; GTPase activity; GTP binding. NCBI's taxonomy places the organism in Eukaryota, Fungi, Ascomycota, Sordariomycetes, Amphisphaeriales, Pseudomassariaceae. Gene Ontology annotation, biological process: cytoskeleton-dependent cytokinesis. The transcript is spliced from 6 exons. The coding region runs from base 1 to 1155 and encodes 384 amino acids. Gene Ontology annotation, cellular component: microtubule cytoskeleton; cytosol; septin ring.